Molecule: messenger RNA, 1305 nt
Organism: Amborella trichopoda
Lineage: Eukaryota; Viridiplantae; Streptophyta; Magnoliopsida; Amborellales; Amborellaceae
Product: glucan endo-1,3-beta-glucosidase
Biological process (GO): carbohydrate metabolic process
Molecular function (GO): hydrolase activity, hydrolyzing O-glycosyl compounds
Source: RefSeq, a predicted model, not a curated record
ACCGAAUUCCAAUCUUAAAAUUUAUGAUAAACCCAUUACAACUUAUUUGUUAUCUUAUUUCGAAAAUUACAAUGUUUACUAAUGGAAAAAAAUCUCUAAUGCGGUCAAGUGUGGGAAUUUCAUUAGAAAAUGAUAGAAAAGAUAUUGAGAUUAAUGGAAAUCAUAUUGAAAAUUCUUUUCUCGAAACGAAACAUGAGCACUCAUCGGUGCACAGCUGAGGACGAUGAUGAUGCCUAUGCAGGUACUGGCCUGGUGGGGGUGAACUACGGCCUGGUCGGGGACAACCUCCCUGAACCGUCUGCAGUCGUUGAACUCUGCAAGUCUAACAACAUCCAAAGGAUUCGGCUAUUCGAACCCAACAUCCCGGUCCUGGAGGCCCUCAGGCAGUCGGGCAUCGCAAUCGCAGUAGGGGUAAAGAAUGAGGACCUCCAGAACCUCGCAGUUGACCAAGCUGCUGCAACCACUUGGAUCGCAAACCACGUCACACCCUACAUCAAUGACAUCAACUUCGAUUAUGUUGUGGUCGGCAAUGAGGUCAGCCUCGCCGAUGAGGGCAUUAAUGUUGCCCCUGCAAUGCGGCAUCUCUAUAAUGCUCUCCAAGACGCCGGCAAGAGCGCCGUCAAGGUGACCACAUCCAUCGCUCUAGACAGCCUCUCAAUAUCCUAUCCCCCUUCUGCUGGUGCAUUCUCCACAAGUGUCGUUGCCCCCAUGGAAAUUAUAGCCUCCUUUUUGAUCAGCACCUCCUCCCCCCUCAUGUUGAAUGCAUACCCUUACUUCGCGUACGCUUCUGACUCCCAGCACAUCUCCCUCGACUACGCCUUGUUCCGGCCGAGUGCUCCAGUGGUCCAAGAUGGCAACCUUAGCUAUCACAACAUCUUCGACGCGAUGGUGGAUGCACUGUACUCGGCCCUGGAGAAAGUGGGAGGGAGCGCCCUCAGUAUUGUGGUCUCGGAAAGUGGUUGGCCGAGCGCCGGGAACGGUAACUUUACGACAGUGGCGCUAGCUCAGGAGUACAAUACCAACCUGAUAUCUCAUGUAGCAGCGGGGCAGGGCACACCAAAGAAGCCUGGGUUUGCAACACGCACAUAUUUAUUUGCCUUGUUCAAUGAGGACCAAAAGUCCCCUGGAGUGGAGGAAAACUUUGGGCUGUUCUAUUCCAACAUGAAGCCGGUUUACCCAAUCACCUUCCCUUAAAAUGAGAAUUAUCAUGUUUUAUCUUUGUUUGUAUGUUUGUUGAAUAAGCCAAGGUUUUAUCUUUAUUUAAUUCAACAUGGUUUUAUCUUUAUUAAAGAGCAGGUCUUCUUC